Messenger RNA from Dermacentor andersoni, 798 nucleotides. NCBI's taxonomy places the organism in Eukaryota, Metazoa, Arthropoda, Arachnida, Ixodida, Ixodidae. The record is from RefSeq and is a predicted model, not a curated record.
AUGCAGCAGGAUCCGGCAGGUGGCUCCAUCCCCAAGCAGCGCUCCCACUCCAGAGGGCGCUCUCAAUCCAAAGGACGCUCCCGAUCCAGAGGGCGCUCCCAAUAUAGAGGGCGCUCCCGCUCCAGGGGCCGAUCCCGGUCGAGAUCCAGCUCCAGGCGGCCCGGCAAGAAAAUGACAUGGGCCGACAUGGUCGGCAACAACGGUUCUGCACCGCCAACUUCAAAGCCAGGUAAGGCACAGUCAGAGCACGUGGCAGACCCACGAAUACACACACUAGAGAGGGAAAACAAAGCACUCAAACAGGAACUAGCUGAACUCAGGGCAACCCUAGCCAGGCUGGAAGGCCGUAUCUUAACAAACAACACACCGACACACAUCCCUCAAUCUUCAGGGACCAUGGUCGCAUCGUGUAGCACACACAAGCGCAGGGCCGUCGUCAUCCAAACCGAUGACACAUCCGACGUGGACGCGUCUAUGUCUGAUGUCAGCGAGGCUCCUUCUAACGCCUCCGUCAGUGACAACAAAGCUAAGAAGCGCAGCAAGAAGAAGUGCAAGUACAACGUAUUUCAAUCGGCAAUUACUGAAAUUAAGGAGGUACUUAGUCAACUCUGCGGCCGACUCGACCGCCUAGAAAGACCAAUCGCUCAUCCCAAAACCACGAAAAUAAUCUCCACGCCGGACCCAGGGCCCAUGCCUGCCCUGGGACCCACACCUGCGCCGCCCGCACCCUCUAAGUCGCCAGGCUCAACGAGUGUGCCCAGCAUAAGUGGGGCCAUGCCAAACCAGUACAAUGGAUAA